AUGAAUUAUCUUAGAUCUCUCGUCUCAGGCAAAAAGAAAAGAUAUCGUGAAGAUGGAUUUAACCUUGACCUCUCCUACAUCACAGAGCGGUUAAUUGCUAUGGCAAUCCCAGGAGAAGGACUGACGAAGAUCUACCGAAAUCCCCUUGAAUCAGUCUCAAAAUUUCUAAAUGACUACCACAAAGACAAUUACAUGAUUUUAAACCUCAGCGGAAUCCGUUACGAUUAUUCAAAAUUUGACCACAAUGUAAAGGAAUUUCCUUGGUCGGACCACUACCCUCCUCCAAUUGAGCUUCUCUUCAAAGCAUGCCAAGAAAUACAUUCUUGGCUUACAGAGUCUGUUGACCAUAUUGUUGCCAUCAACUGCCGAGCUGGCAAAGGCUAUUAAAUCAGUUAUUAGUCAUAUUGGUGACGUAGUCACCAAAGACCUCCUAUAUGGGAGGUUCAACCGAUUGACUCCAGCCCAGAAGGUCUUUCCCCCAAAGUUAGAUGCCACUCCAGUACCUUCUGUCUCCUCCUUGCCUUUUCAGUCUUGAAUGGGUUGCUUAUGGAUUUCUGAUACCCUGCUAUGGACAUUGAAGUAGUUUGAUUUCAAACGAUCAACUCCUUGGAGUCUGUCGGGUACCAAAGUGUCUUCAUUCUACAGUUACAGGUAAAAGACUGCUUUCUUGUGGCCUGGGCCGAAACCCCUAGUUUCUUGAUAGAGAAAUGCCCAUGGAUCCUCAGAUCCAAAGGGCAUUGUUGAACACUUUCAUUUCCAACCACAGGAAAGCAGCCAAAACCUAUCCGAAAGCGCAUCUCCUGAGCCUCAUUUGAUUCUCUGCUCGGAGUCCGUCCCAGUUCGCCGUAGCCAUAAGGUCCUGACUUUGCGCCAAAAUGGCAGGCUGGCACGUGUCGCCAUUUCAAUAUAUGCCGAGUUGGCAAAGGUAGAACAGGAACUUUAAUCUGUUGCUAUUUAAUAUAUUCUGGAAGAAUUACAGACCCAGAGCAAGCAUUAACUUAUUAUAGAAGAAAAAGGUUUAAUAAGGGUGGAGGAGUCCAGCAACCAUCUCAGGUCAGAUAUGUCCAGUACUUUGCUGAAAUUUUUCACGGCAGAGUAAAGUGUCCUAUAAUUACAAAACUGACAAAAAUUCGUUUCCGGACAGCCCCGCACUCAUCUGGGAUUUCUUGCAAGCCAGUCAUUGAAAUCUCAAGAGGAGAAGAAAUUUUGUACACAAAUAAGGCUGCUCAUAGAGAAGACCAAAACAGCAUUUUAGACUCGUGAGAAGACGUCAGAUACCAUGAAAUCUUUAAAGACGAACUUGCUUUGCAAGGCGAUAUUUUGUGUAGAAUUUCACAUUGGGGAGCAAUUAAGCUUAAAACAGUUUGCAGAUUUUCUUUUAAUACAGGUUUUAUUGAGCCGAAUUGUAUUUUAAGGCUAUCAAAAGCAGAAAUUGAUCCUUUUAAGCUAGCCCGUAGCAAAAAAAUAUCAGACUAUUUUACUAUAGAAUUAACUUUUAAAGAAGUUUGUUCGUGCACGCCUGACAUGGCUUUGCAUGAUAGAUGCCAACAAUGCAUAUCUAAGCUUGACCCUCAAGAAAUAGCCAAAUGACGAAAUAUAAAGAAAAUCCUUUUUGAAAGAAUAAAUGAAAAUUCUUCCAGGUUGUUAUUUGGAUCAUCAAGACUUGAUGAUAUUGAUGAAGUAUUAAAUCAAGCUGAAAAUUGUGAUAAAUCAUACGAUGAGGAAUAA
Messenger RNA from Blepharisma stoltei, 1728 nucleotides. NCBI's taxonomy places the organism in Eukaryota, Ciliophora, Heterotrichea, Heterotrichida, Blepharismidae. The record is from the annotation of a GenBank genome assembly.